CCGGGUCAUCAGGUACCGGAUUGUCUGGCUCGACAGCGGGCACUGGGUCACCAGGCAUCAGGCAGUGGGCACCGGGUCACCAGGCAUUGGAUCGUCUGGCUCGACAGCGGGCAUCGGGUCACCAGGUAUGACAGCGGGCACUGGGUCACCAGGCAUCAGGUCAUUUGGCUCGCCAGCGGGCACCGCGUCAUCUGGCAAGGCAGUGGGCACCGAGUCACCAGGUACCGGAUCAUCUGGAUCAACAGCGGGCAUCGAGUCAACUGGCCUAAUAGGAUCAUCAGGCUGGAUCAGUUCAUCAUGCUGGGUAGAGGCAUCAGG
This is a messenger RNA of Staurois parvus, 318 nucleotides long. The record is from the annotation of a GenBank genome assembly. NCBI's taxonomy places the organism in Eukaryota, Metazoa, Chordata, Amphibia, Anura, Ranidae.